Messenger RNA from Symbiodinium pilosum, 2676 nucleotides. The record is from the annotation of a GenBank genome assembly. Lineage: Eukaryota; Dinophyceae; Suessiales; Symbiodiniaceae.
AUGCUGGUGGAUACGCUGUUUGAUAAACCGCUGACCCGGACCAUGCUGGAUGCCAUGCGCGACGCAGAACCCCAGGCAACCGCCGACUUCGAGUUUCUGGUGAACACACAUUCAAACGGCGACCACUGCAAUGGCAAUGAGCUGGUGGGUGCAGGGCAGAUCAUUGCUUCCCAGGCGUGUCUGGAGGAGUUGGCCAACGAGAGCCCGGCGGGCAUGCUGAAGUUACUGGAAGCGGCACCCAACAUGGGUGAUGUCGGAGCAUUUUUCACACAAUGUUUUGGCAAGUUUGACUUCCGCGAUAUUGAGCGAACCCUGCCCAACCAUACCUUUGAGGGAUCACUGGAUCUGACCGUGGGCGACAAGGCGGUUGAAUUGCGACAGGUAGGGCCUGCACAUACUCAUGGUGACGUACUGGUUCAUGUGCCCGCAGAUCGCACCGUAUUCACCGGCGACAUCCUGUUUAUCGAAGGCCAUCCCAUUCUCUGGGCAGGGCCGGUACAGAACUGGAUAGACGCCUGCGACUACAUGUGCGGCCUGGAUAUCGACACCGUGGUACCAGGGCACGGGCCCAUCACUGACAAACAGGGCAUCCAGGCGGUUCGAGGCUACCUGUCUUACAUCCACGAUGAAGCUAAGCAACGCUACGAUCAGGGCAUGGGCGUGUUGGAAGCCUGCCGGGACAUCAACUUCAGUGACUACGACAGUUGGGGAGAUGGCGAACGCAUCGCCGUUAACGUUUCCGUGUUGUACAAAGAAUUUGCAGGUGACAGCAGUGCCAAUGACGUCACUGCCCUGUUUGGUUUGAUGGCUCAGCUAAACAAAGAAAAGCGUCAUCAGCAUCAAACCCAGGAAGACCGCUGGUACCUGACCCAGGGCCAGCCAUUUGAACAAAGGCAUGUGGACAUGAUGUACGUGGCCCCGCAACGACAGAGUCCUGGCUUGGACCUACAACUCUCCCACCGCACUGCCCUCGUCACCGGCAGCCAUCGAGGCACUGGCGCGAUCAUCGCCCAGGCACUGCUGGCAGAAGGGGCAACGGUCCUGGUCCAUGGGCUGGAACCUGGUCAGGCUGAAGCCGCUGUCACCGAACUGGGUGGCGGCAUUGCCGUGACCGGUGACAUCACCACCGACGCGGGCACAGCAGCGUUGAUUGCAGCCAUCGCCGACUAUCCCGUAGACAUACUUGUGAACAACUAUGGCACUGCUGAGCCGGGUACGUGGCUGAAAAGCGACAGUGACGACUGGAUCAGUGCUUAUCAGAAAAACGUGCUGUCAGCUCAGCGCCUGAUCCGCCACUUUCUGCCCGCCAUGUCUGCCCGGGACUGGGGACGCAUCAUCAACCUGGGCACUGUUGGCUCUUCCAGGCCGAAUAGCCGCAUGCCGGGCUACUAUGCCGCCAAAGGGGCAUUGGCCAACAUGACCGUUGGCCUUGCAAAAGAAGUGGCGGGCACCGGCAUCCGUGUGAAUAUUGUCUCUCCAGGAUUGAUCCUCACACCUGAAGUGGAAGCCGCGUAUCUUGCCAAAGGUCGACGCGAAGGCUGGGGUGACACCUGGCAGGAAGUGGAACCCCAUGUUGCCAAAGACAUACCGAUUCGCAGAAUUGCACGCAGAGAAGAAAUCGCAGAAUAUCCGCAUCGACGGCGGUGCCGUGGAUAUCGUGACGUGAACGAGCUGACCCACCCAUGGCUACGCAUCGGUGGUGUCGCUCUGGCAGCCGCCAUUGUGUUCCUCCUCAACAUAGAUGACCCACGGCCUCUGCAUCAGCUCUGGUUGCCACUGUGUCUCGCCGGCGCCGCUUAUCUGAUUACACAAUCUGCAAUGGCGGUGGCUAUUGCUGCAUUUGCGUUAGCGGCGGCGCAUAGCGACCCCAACGCGGCCUCCUGGAUUCCAUCCAGAGCUUACCCGGCAGUUGCGCUGAUCAGCCUGAUCAUCAUGUUCGGUAUCGCCUGGAAUCGUUUUCGACUGCAUAUUGCGGCGACCCACGAAGCGCGCUGGGCUGCCCGACAAACCGUGAACGCCGCAAACAUCAGCGGCAUAUUGUUCGAUUUUGAUGGCACCCUGGCACCCAACCUGGACCUGGCCAGACUGCGCGGCGAGGUGGUGAGUUUUACCGCAGAUACGUCUGUACCUGCCGAGGUUUAUGACGGUCGAUAUAUCGUCGAGAUUAUUGAUGCAGCCCACGGCUGGCUGAAGGUAAAUGAACCCGAUGCUGCAGAGCGUUAUCAACAGGCUGCACACCAGCUGAUUACAGAUUUCGAAGUGCACGCCGCGCGAUCCACGACACCUUUUCCAGGCGCACCUGAGUUGUUGGCACACCUGCGCAGCAAUAACCUGAAACUGGGCGUUGUCACGCGUAACUGCCGCGCUGCGGUGCUCGAAGUCUUCCCUGAUCUAUUGAACUAUAUUGAUGCUUUGCAUGCCCGCGAAGAUGUACCUUACCUGAAGCCCGAUACGCGCCAUCUGGACAGCUGCCUUGCACAGAUCGGCGCAACGUCUAACGACAGUAUUAUGGUAGGAGACGGUGCUUUGGACAUGCGCGCCGGGCGCGCUCUGGACAUGAUAUGUAUCGGCGUACUCAGUGGCAGCAAUGACGCGGCCGCCCUGCAGGCGGCAGGCGCAGACCAUGUUUUACCUGAUGCGCUACACCUGCCUGCCUAUCUGGCUCAGUCGGCCUGA